AUGGAUGUGAAGAAUGCUUUCUUGAAUGGUGACCUUCAUGAAGAGGUUUAUAUUAUGCCUCCCCGGGUGUUCCUCAUCAACUUGGUGAAGUUUGCAAUAUUCACAAAGCUCUUUAUGGUCUUAAACAAGCACCACGUGCCUGGUGAUGAUCAUGAUGGUAUUGAAUCAUUGAAGUAUGAGUUAUCACACUCAUUCGUUAUGAAAGAUUUGGGCAUGCUACGUUAUUUUUUGGGAAUUGAGGUAGCUUAUUCUCCAAAAGAUACUCUCUGUCCGAUGGCACUCCUUUGGAGUCGUACCAUUGUUGGCAGCUUAGUUUAUCUUAAUGUAACUCGCCCAGACAUUGCGCAUGUAGUUCAUGUGUUGUGUGCCUACUCUGAUGCGGAUUGGGAUGGUGAUCCUACGGACCGCAAAUUGACCACUGGAUAUUGUAUUUUCCUCGGUGAUUCGCUUAUUUCAUGGAAGAGCAAGAAACAAGAUGUCAUUUCUCGGUCUUCUACAGAAGCUAAGUAUCGUGCCAUGGCCUCAACUACUUGUGAAAUUGUUUGGUUAUGUAGAUUACAUACUGAUAUGGGUAUUUCUCUUUCUCACUCUACUCCGCUACAUUGUGAUAAUCAAAGUGCUAUCUAG
This is a messenger RNA of Impatiens glandulifera, 627 nucleotides long. RefSeq lists its product as uncharacterized. The record is from RefSeq and is a predicted model, not a curated record. The transcript is spliced from 4 exons. NCBI's taxonomy places the organism in Eukaryota, Viridiplantae, Streptophyta, Magnoliopsida, Ericales, Balsaminaceae. Bases 1 to 627 code for a protein of 208 amino acids.